AUGUUGUCCUCUACGCCGAAACUGACAGCUCGAGCUUGUGGCCUGCCCACGGCCGCGCGCCGCUCAGGCAGAUCUGCUCAACUUCUCUCACCCUCUGCUGCUGCUCUCAUUCGCUCGAGGCAGCGACAGUCAAGGUCCUUCUGGUUCGGUGCCUGGGCGAGAGACUGCGACGGCGACGCCUACCGCAACUCGAGACGCCGCCAUCAUGCCCAUCGCUACCGGUACAUGGAGUCGGUAAAUCGGCGCCUGUCCUGGGACAACAAGCCCCGACACGACAAUAUUCAGAGUGCGAUGAAGUCAGCAUUUGCCCACAUUGCCCAUGGCCCCACUGGAUCCUCAGGAUCCAAAUAUAUCGACGUCAAUGACAUCAAGUCAUGGUCCGAUGAGCUCUCUGGCGUUAGACCAGGGAGGAAUAUCGAAGAUGUUGAGCGCGAGGCCAUCGAUCACUUGUUCAAUGGCGGAAAGAAGAGCCGGUCGCAGCGCGCUGGCCACUGGACCUCUCGCUUGGGUAACUAUCUGCAUGGGAGACAACCCCCGAAGGACGUCACACCUGAAUCUGUCUUGCACGCGACCACAUCAACCGGGCAGACCACACGCGCCACCACUUCUUCAUCAAAGUCCGAUAAGCCAUUUGCUCCAAAAGAAUCUGAGCUGAAGAAAUAUAACCCGAGCAAAUUCGAUGAUCCAAAUGCCCCACGAAAACUCACUCCUGAAGAACAAUCGAAAAACUAUGACGAUCUAGACAAGUACAAGCCGGUCGAGUGGAAUGAGCCAGAUGGCCUCCCCGAUCUUACUCCUGAAGAAAAGUCCAAACAGUACAAGGACUUGCACAAAUACUCCUCACCCGAUGUCUCCAGUGAUUUCUCUGCCGCCGAAGUAUCUAAAGAGCCAUACGAUGACCUGCAAAAGUACAAACCCGUGGAGUGGAAUGAACCGGAUGGUCUUCGCCAACAGACCCCAGAGGAGCUCUCCAAGAAGUACGACGAUUUGGAUAAAUACGGUCCAGUCACUUGGAACGAGCCGGACGGUCUGCGCAAGCUGACACCCGAGGAACUGUCAAAGAAUUACGACGACCUCGACAAGUACGGUCCCGUAACCUGGAACGAACCCGACGGUCUACGAAAGCUCACACCCGAAGAAGAGUCCAAAAAAUACGACGAUUUGGACUCUUAUAGCGAGGGUUUUAUGGCCCCAGAUGCUGUCCUCAAGGCUCAUGAGGUGAAGCAGCAAGACCCCACACCAAAGGCGGAUCCCAUCCCCGCCAAGGUGGAAGUCCCCAUGGAGGACCCUGGCAAAGACUACAAAGACUUACACAAAUAUGGACCUGUCAAAUGGAAUGAACCUGAUGGUCUCCGAAAGCUCACCCCUGAGGAGUUAUCAAAAAACUACGAAGAUUUACACAAGUAUGCGCAAUACCCCAAUGCCGGACCGGCAAUUCCAAGGAUCCACCCCGAAGAGGCAUCAAAGCAAUACAGCGACUUGCGAAAGUACGACUCCUUCCCCAACGCGGGCCCAACAACGGAGCGUGUUCACCCCGAGCUUGCGUCGAAGCAGUACAAAGACCUUUCAAAGUAUCCACGGGUUGGCUACGAAGAGCCUGACAAGACUGAGCACGUUCACCCAGAAGAACUUACCAAGAAGUAUUCCGACUUGGGCAAAUAUGAGCCUCAAUCUUUUGACUCGCCAUCCACUCCCUAUCCCAUGCAUCCAGAGGAAGCCUCCAAGGCUUACAGUGAUUUGAAAUCGUACAAGCCAGUCAUGCACAACGAGCCCAACGGCAAGCCAGCCGAGAAGCUAGAUCCUGUGGCAAGUAGCCUCCGGGCAUAUGACAGCUCUGGAGAGGCCGAUGCUCUGCCAAGGACUGCGGAUGAGAUUCGAGGAGAUGUGCUUCGAAGAGCCUACCGGAACAGCAAGCACACUAUGAUUCAACGGGCAAAGUUCCAGCAAGAGCAAAAUCGGGAUGCCCGCAGCAAGAACCUGCAGGACACAGCAAGCCAACUGAAAGGGAAAGCUGACGGGAAGUCACUGACAGGAAACUAUGCCAAGGACUUCCCUGAGGAGUUUGUGACUUCAUGGAAUACGUCGAAUUCCUGGUCAAAGACGACACUUUUCCCCAAAAACCUGGCCGCCAACGACCGGCCGGGAUUGAUUGGAGGAGCUCGGUGUCUAGGGUCAGAGAAGGACGAGGCUGAAGUAUCAUCCAUGGACGAGAGUUUCCCAAUCGAGACCUCAAAGCUACAGCCUGCUCUGGACAGGAACCCUGAAAGAAGAGCCUCAAAGUCGGCGGCCAUGACUCCGUUGGAGAGAAUGAAGGUGGAAGAGGACCCUUAUUCCAAAAUCCCACAAGGUUUGGAGAUAAUUUGGGACGAGGAAUGCGACGGCAAGGCCACGUGGCCGACUUUUGUACGACAUCACAAGGGAAAGUCGGGAGAGGAUACAUUUGCUACCGAAUCUGGGACAGGCGCAGCGACCGAGAAGCAGCCCAUCAUGUACAAACUGCUUGCGUUCGACCCGGCCACCCAAUCAAUGAGUAUCGCUGAGACCUCCUCUGGCGUGACUGACACAUCGACACCCGCAACACCGGCUGAAAUUUUACUUCGUGUCUCCAAUCCGUCCAAAUUCUUCCCUUACUUCAGCACGCUACAGGCCGAAGGUUAUGAAAUUGCGUCUGGUGGCGGUGACGUUUUGGUGUUUCGUAAAGUUCGGGAAGGAUCAGUGUCAGCACAGGGAACCAGCUCUACCAUCAACCCCAUUGACAUGAUGGGCCGGUCGUCCCCAAGCAAUUUUGCCAGUCCCACAGGCUUUGUAAACUACGAGUCGCCUCAGUAUCGACCUCCGACACACGGACAGGCUCCGGAAAUGAAGGUCGGCAAGAAGAAGAGAAGUGUCGGUCGCAAGGUGGUGAUUGGCACGGUUUGGGUCGCAGGUACGGCGUAUGCUGCGAGUGUCGUCGGAGAGUACUUUUCCACUGGUGGCAAGGUACUGUAG
Messenger RNA from Pochonia chlamydosporia 170, 2988 nucleotides. Its product is annotated as conserved serine-threonine rich protein. NCBI's taxonomy places the organism in Eukaryota, Fungi, Ascomycota, Sordariomycetes, Hypocreales, Clavicipitaceae. The record is from RefSeq and is a predicted model, not a curated record. The transcript has a single exon. The coding region runs from base 1 to 2988 and encodes 995 amino acids.